Funneliformis caledonium is the source of this 1158-nucleotide messenger RNA. NCBI's taxonomy places the organism in Eukaryota, Fungi, Glomeromycota, Glomeromycetes, Glomerales, Glomeraceae. The record is from the annotation of a GenBank genome assembly.
AUGUCAUUGAUAAAUGACUUUUUCUUGGCAAAAAUCAAGUUAUGCGAUGUGACAUUAUGGUACAAGUUACUACAGAACAAAUACGGCGAUAUUUUCGAAACUUAUAUUGGAAGUUUUCGAAGAAUUGUACUCUCUCGAGCAGAUUAUGUUGAAAAAUUAAUGUCACCGUCCACAAAAACCAAUUACGUAUUGAGAACGGAACAAAUGCCAGAAUAUGAUGAGAUAAACACUACGGGAAAAGGAAUUACAUUUAAUACAGACAUUCCUACUUGGAGAUUUAAUCGACAAUUCUUUUCACAAGUAGUUCUUACUCUGAGUUUCUCAAAAGAGGCCUUACUUAGUACUCCGAUACUUUUCAAUGAAUUAAAUGGAUAUUGGAAAGAAAUCGGAGAUGAUGUACCAAUUGAUUUUGCGAUUUGGAUACAUAAAUUCACCACUGAAGCUAUCUUUCAAUUGGUUGUUGGAGUAAAAGUUAGCGCAAUGACAAAAUAUUUUAAUGAUAACGUAGAAUUAUCAAAGAGAAAGUAUAUUGAGCCAAGUCAUAUAGAUGAAGAAAUUAAAAAUUUUGAUCAAAUCAUUGAUACUCGUCUAAGAAAUACAAUAUUUCUCUUUACAGUCCCGGCUUUUUUAAGACAAACAAUUUUUAAAAAAAGGAACGAUGCAAUGCAUGAGAAUAGAAAUAUGACCCAAAGAAUUAUAACGAAAAUUAUUGAUCAUCGUCGAAAAGAAAUUGAAGAUCACAAGGAAGUAAAAAGUAACCUGUUGACAUUAUUAAUCACAGCCAAUACUGAACAUGUUGAUGGGGAAUAUUCUAAACCUUUAACCAAUGAUCAUAUUUCUCAAAUUUUAAUUGAGGCUAUUACUGGAGGAAUUGACACAACAGCAAAUUUAUUAUGUUUUAUCGUAUAUCAUAUGGCUCAUUACCCUAAUGUAUUAGCUCGCUUGCGAGAAGAAUUAAAUAACAUUUUUGGUUCUGAACAAAAUCGUCAAAUUACGAUGGAAGAUCUUUCAAAAAUGCAUUAUACAGAAGCUAUAAUCAAAGAAUGCUCUCGUCUUAUAAAUCCCUCAAAAAUGGUUCAACGUAACUCUUCCACCAAAGACACUAUGAUCGAUCGUGAAUGGCCUGCAAAUACUGCAUUCAUUGGUAGUAAUAGUUGA